UAUACGAUCGAUACGGACAGAUGGGUAUACAAAUGGCAGACCGUAUGGGCGGGGAAUUUCUUGACCCGCAGGUGAGCAGUCUGCUGAGUUUAUUUGCACUUGCCAGCGCGUUGGUCAGUCUCAUGCUUAUCGUGUUCUUCGCGCUGCUGGCUGCUCGCGUGGAUGGCCGCCGCCAGUGGCCCUUUGGAGUGGUGUUUACGCCCCUGUGGAUCACAGACACUGUUGUGGUUGGUGGCAUGCUGGGGCGAUGGUAGAGAGGUUUAGAAAGAGGGGUUCGAGCCGCAGGGAGAAUGACAACAAUGAUGGAGAGAGCAUUCGGUCUGAUAAUUCCUCGACAUCUUUUGUCGAUGCCAAUAAUGAUGCCGACAGUGAUGCUGAUGCGCCGACAGACACAACUCCGCUGUUUUCUUCAAAUGAGGCGGUCGGCGGCUCCCAUCAGCAGCAGCAGCAGACACGUCGUCGCCGCCGGAACAGGAGCAGCGGCGACCAGAUGCGUGCAUUUGGAAAGUUUGCUGAGUCGCAGUUUGCGAGCUUGUCUGCAGCCGCCCCGCUGAUCUACGUGCUCCUCAUUGUAGCGUUCCAGAUUUCCCUGGUACUUAGGCUAGAUGGCAAAGUGCACUGGUCAGUCUGGCGAGUAUUCGUGCCCUGGCUGUGCAUUGAAGCCAUUCACUUUAUUCUUCUGACGCUCAGCCUCCUGGUUGCCCUCACGAAGCCCGACAACCAGCAGCAGCCAAUGGCGAGGCGCAUGGCAGCUGAGGCUGCCGAGAAGUACUGGUGGCUGCUUAUCCGCCUACUGCAGAUCACUAUGGUGAUUCUCAAACUCAACCACACGUUGAAGUGCGACUGGUUCUUGGUGUUUGUACCCACGUAUGUGCCGCUCGUGCAGGCUGUUGUUAUGCUGUACAGAAUGUUCCGACAGAUGCACAAUGUGGAUAGCCCAGAGUCUGUGCAGAAUCAGCAGCGGGGGGCUUUCAUUGCUUGUUGUAUUUUGCUUGCUAUGGUUUCGUCAUUUGUUUAUUCGUUUAUUGCCUUGCUCGCGUGGAAACUUAAUCUGCCGGGUGCGGUUCGGCUGGUAUUGGUGCUUAUUCCUGUUUUUGUCACACUAUCACUUGCCUGCUGCCUUUGCUCUUGUCUCUCCUGCUGCUUUGCCUUGGGUUUCCAGCCGCCAUCGGAUGAAGAACAAGGUGCAGGGAGCGACAAUGCUGGUAGAACUCCAUACCGACCGACCGGAGAAUCGAAUAAUCAACUUUGGUUCAUGUAGAAUAAAGUGAUAAACAUACAAUAGGUUUUCAAAUAUAAAUUAUGAAAUGGCUAAUGCUUCAAACCUCUAA
This is a messenger RNA of Kickxella alabastrina, 1331 nucleotides long. RefSeq lists its product as uncharacterized. The record is from RefSeq and is a predicted model, not a curated record. Lineage: Eukaryota; Fungi; Kickxellomycota; Kickxellomycetes; Kickxellales; Kickxellaceae. The coding region runs from base 248 to 1261 and encodes 337 amino acids. The transcript has a single exon.